Molecule: messenger RNA, 651 nt
Organism: Colletotrichum abscissum
Lineage: Eukaryota; Fungi; Ascomycota; Sordariomycetes; Glomerellales; Glomerellaceae
Product: ctr copper transporter
Exons: 2
Coding region: 1-651 (216 amino acids)
Biological process (GO): copper ion transmembrane transport
Cellular component (GO): plasma membrane
Molecular function (GO): copper ion transmembrane transporter activity
Source: RefSeq, a predicted model, not a curated record
AUGGACAGCUUUCUCAUGGCAAGACACGGUGGCGAUGACCACGGAGCGACAGGAACAGCAACUGCUUCGGAUGCUAUGCCGGGAAUGGAUAUGGGAUCCGGCACGAUGAACGAUACCCACGGCUCGACUGGCUCAAGCAUGAGCAUGAUGAUGAUGACCAUCUUCCAGACCAGUCUGAAGACUCCUCUCUACACCGAGGCCUGGACCCCGAACAGCGUUGGCACUUACGCCGCCACGUGCAUCUUCCUCAUCUUCUUGGCCUUCGGUCUUCGCAGCAUGCUCGCUCUCAAGUCUAUUCAGGAGAAGCGAUGGUUGGACAAGGACUUCAAGCGCCGCUACGUGAGCGUUAACGGCAAGCUCGGCAUGGCAGGAAAGAUGUCAACGGACAGCAUGGCAAAGCAAAUGGUACUUUCCGAGAACGGCCUCGAGGAGAACGUCACUGUCGUUCAGAAGGGACAUGGCAUUUGGAGGCCCUGGAGAUUCUCCGUUGACCCUGUUCGUGCUGUGAUUGACACUGCCAUUGCCGGAGUUGGGUAUCUUCUGAUGUUGGCUGUCAUGACAAUGAACGUUGGUUACUUGCUGUCAGUUCUCGGCGGCGUCUUCCUGGGCAGUCUCGCUGUUGGCCGUUUUGCCACUAUGGGCGAGCACUAG